This is a messenger RNA of Pyricularia pennisetigena, 5970 nucleotides long. RefSeq lists its product as uncharacterized. The record is from RefSeq and is a predicted model, not a curated record. The transcript has 2 exons. Lineage: Eukaryota; Fungi; Ascomycota; Sordariomycetes; Magnaporthales; Pyriculariaceae. Bases 1 to 5970 code for a protein of 1989 amino acids.
AUGGCCACGGCAGAGGUUCUGUUCUCUACGUCCGCCGGCUGGACAGGAGACGUCGCAGAUGGCUGGCCGUCGAUAUGGCUUGGGACGAGGACGAUUGGAUCGGCUGAACGCCAUGCGCAGCGGACUAGAGAUGACCUGCUCCGGAGACUAAGAUGGAUUGCUCAAGCGUGGACUAGUGAAAGGGAACAAAGGCGACAUCUCACGGCGCAGAAAAAGUCCUCAUUUGUGUCCCUGAUCACACCAGACAUCAGCCCAAAAUGGUCGCACAGAUUGGCGCAGGCUGGUGUCAUAUCCCGUGACCCCAACUCGGAUGACGAAAUUUUACCCGGUCCCCUGACGGAUCUUACAGAAACCGACCAGUCUGUUACUAUACGCCUGUCAGACUCGGCACACCUUGACUCAGUACCUAGUCCAAAUGGUCAACCUCCGUCUCGGAGGGGUCGGGACAGAGACAUGUUUGCCGAUCCGAGCUCAACUGUUGACAUUGAUUUCUCGUCUCCACAAGGGGUCAGGGAAGUUGCCAAGAAGAAGAAAAAGGCACCCGCGGCGCCCGCGCCGACCAACAACGACAACGACAAGAAGGAUGAUCCAGCCGACGGUGGCGGCGGCGACGACAAGAACAACGAAAACGCGGACUCCGGCGCUGGCGGCGGUGACGCAGGCAACGGUGGAGACGACAAAAAGGAUGACAAGAAAGACGACAACGGUGGUGAUGAUGACGCUUGGGGAGACUUCGGAACCAUGGGUGGCAAGAAGAAGAAGGGUAAGAAGGGCGCGGCCACCGAGGAAAAGGAGGAACCCCCGGCUUCCUCAACAUUUGACGCCUUCCAAGAAAUCAAACUGGACGAGGGACCCAAUCUAGACCUUAGCUUUGGUUCAAAAUCGAAUGAUAAAGCAGCACCAAGUUUUGGGGCGUGGGGAUCUAGUUGGAGUACAGGGGGAGCAGCCACAUCUUGGAACUUUGGAGCAACCAAAACUAACACGCCUGCAGAAGAAGAGAAAAAGGAAGAGGAUAAUCCUUGGAGCCUCAAUCGCCCAAAACCUAAAAAAAAGGGGACGACUGGAUUCUCCUUUGGCGACAUUGGUGAAGCGGAAGAAGUUACCGAGCCCAAGAAGGAGGAGCCCGCGGCCAGCGAUGACUGGGGUGGCUGGGGCACUGCCUCCAAGAAAAAAGGUAAAAAGACUGACCCCGAGCCCGAACCGCCAAAGCCCGCCGAUCCCCCACCAGAGGAUAUAUGGGGCACCGAUUUGAAGAAGGACAAGAAGAAGAAGAAGGAUGUGGUAGAAGAGGCCAAGGAAGAGCCUUCCAAAGAACAAGAACCUCCGCCACCGCCAGUGGAGGACAUCUGGGGCGUUGCGGGAUCCAAGAAGGACACCAAGAAGAAGAAAGGCAAGACUUCUAUCUGGGAUGAGCCGCCCAAGGAUCCGGAACCGGAGCCCGCCAAAGAGCCGGAUCCGGAGCCGGAACCGGAGAAGAAAGAGGAGGAGAGCGGCUGGGGUGUUUGGGGAGCAGCAGCAACCACCAAGAAGGACAAGAAGAAAAAGAAGGGUGCAGUUGAGGAGCCAAAGGUUGAAGAGCCACCGCCACCGCCACCGCCGCCAGCACCAGAGCCCGAACCCGCUCCUGUAGAGGAAGCUUGGGGAUGGGGCACUACAACAACGACCAAGAAGAAGAAGAAGGGCAAAAAUGCUGUUGGAGAAUUACCCCCUCCACCUACAGAGCCAGAGCCUGUCAAUGACCCCGAACCCGAGCCAGAACCAGAGAAGAAGGCCGAGGAAGACAUAUGGGGCUUGUCCACUUCCAAAAAGGACAAGAAAAAGAAGAAGGGUACCGUUGAAGAGGUGCCCGAGACGUCCCCGGAGGAGAAGCCGGCCGAGGAUGAAAAGAAGGACGAUUUCGAUUUUGGAUUUACGGCAACGAGCUCCAAAAAGGACAAGGACAAGAAAAAGAAGACCAAGACCUCGAUCUGGGAUGAGCCGGCCAAGGAUCCAGAGCCCGAGCCCGAGCCCGCAAAACCCGCUGAGCCCGAGAAGAAGGAAGAAGACGACUUUUGGGCCUCGAUCGGAGGCACCGGCAAAAAGGACAAGAAAAAGAAGAGCAAAACCACCGAAGAGCCCACACCAGAACCAGAACCCGAGCCCGAGCCCGAAAAGAAGACCGACGAUUUCGAUUUCGGUUGGGGCGCGGCGACAACCAAGAAGGAUAAGAAGAAGAAGAGCAAGACCACGGACCCUGACCCCGAACCCAAGCCCGAGCCAGAGAAAAAGGAGGAAGAGGACGAUUUUUGGGCCUCGAUCGGUACGGACAAGAAGGACAAGGACAAGAAGAAAAAGAAGGGAGACGAUGCCUUGAUCGACUUGGAGCCCCCCAAAGAGGAGAAGAAGGAAGAAAAGGACGACCUCUGGACUUCUUUUGGCACGAGCAAGAAAGAUAAGGAUAAAGACAAGAAAAAGAAAGACCAAGAAGAGUCUUCUGUCAAGCCGGACGCCAUCGAGGAGCCUUCUGAUGACAUUUGGGGCAUCUCAUCAUCCAAGAAGAAGAAGGACAAGUCGAGCAGCAAAAACGUCCCCGUCGAGGUCGUCGGUGAUACGGACAUCGCCUCAGUUCAGCCCGAUUCGAUCGAAGAGGCCAAGGAUGAUGGCGGCUGGUUUGGCACCUCGACCAAAUCCAAGGACAAAGACAAAGACAAGGAGAAGGAGAAGAAGAAGGAGAAGGAGCCCAAACUGAGCAAGAAAGAGCAGGAGAAAUUGGACAAGGAGAAGGAGAAGGAGCGCAAAAAGGCAGAGAAGGCCGAGAAGGAAAGGGCGAAACAAGAAGCCGAGGAAGCUGCUCGUGCCGAGGAGGAGGCUGCGCGGGCUGCCGAAGAGGCUGCAGCCCGCGAAGCGGAGGAGGCGGCACAAGCUGCCAAAGAAGCCGAAGAGGCCGCUGCCCGCGAGGCUGAGGAAGCGGCCAAGGCUGCUAAGGAGGCCGAAGAGGCUGAGAUUCUCAAGGAAGAGGCUGAGCUCAAAGCGCUGCAAGCUAAGAAGGACAAAGGCAGGCCCAAGAUGACCAAAAAGGACACAGAUCGAUACAAUCUGCUCAAGUCCAAGGCGGACAUACGCAACGAAGCCGCGGCUAAUAAAGAGGCCGAGGAAGCCGCAGCCCGCGAGGCUGAAGAGGCCGCUGCACGCGAGGCCGAAGAGGCUGCUGCACGGGAGGCUGAGGAGGCGGCGGCACAGGCUGCCAAGCAGGCCGAAGAGGACGCUGCACGUGAGGCUGAGGAAGCUGCGAAGGCUGCUAAGGAGGCAGAGGAGGCUGCGCAGGCUGCUAAAGAGGCCGAGGAGGCUGCUGCACGCGAGGCUGAGGAACAAGCUCAGCGCGAACGCGAAGAGGCCGAGGCGAAAAAGAAGUCCAAAUCAUCGUCCAAAGACAAGGAAAAGAGCUCAUCCAAAUCCAAAUCCAAAGACAAGGAUGCUAAGAGCAGCAGCAAGGAUAAGGAUAAGGAAAAAAAGAGCAAGGACAAGGAUAAGGACAAGGAAAAGGACAAGGACCAGGAUGACUUUGACAAGGAACUCGAAAAGGAUCUGCUCAAUCUUACCCCGGAAAAUGUGGAGGAACUCUUAAAUGAAGAACCCCCCGCAGAGGUGGAAAAGCCCAAGGAGGCGCCAGCGUCGGACGCGUUCAGCUUUUGGGGUGCAUCCAAAAAAGGCGCCAAGUCAGCCGCUGCUGAAAUUAAAAAGGCUGAGUCAUCAAAGAUCCCAGAAGAUGCCACGGAUGGCUUGGGCGACAACAGCGCAGAUGUGUCAUCAGGCAAGGCUACGAAGAGCAGCAAGAAAGUUGGAUCCAAGGUAGCGGACCGCCUGAAGGCUUUUCAAGCCUCCACAACACCACCGCCCGAGGAGGAGGAAGUUAUCCCGGACCCAGGCCCGCCGCCCCCACCCCCACCGCCAGCCGAACCGCCCGUUGAAGAAGGCAAAAAGAAGAAGAAGUCUAAAAAAUCAGCUGCAGUUAUACCUGAAGUUGUUGAAGUUGUGCCCGAAGUUGUACCUGAAGUUGUACCUGAAGUCGCGCCUGAAGCUGCUCCUGAAGUUGAAGUCCUCGAAGAGCCUACUCCACCUCGCAGAAAAGUCAGAUCACAUCUGCCGGGCAGUUUCCCGCUCGACGACGACGACGAAAUCGUUGAGAUUAUCGAUAUGUCUCCCGAAAAGAAGUCCUCCAAGAAGUCCAAGUCGCGAUCCAAGUCAGGCUCCGUCUCGGUGCCCCCUGCAGCUCCUCCACCUCCCCCGCCGCCGCCUGCUGUUCCUGAUGCGCCACCCCCUGUUCCUGAUGCGCCGCCCUCUCUCGAAGAGGAAAAGCCGUCGAAGAAAGAGCGUGCCAAGAUCAGUCGCGAGGGGUCAUCUUCCUGGGGAAUGUGGAACGCCGCUCCACGCAAAGAGGAAAAGCGUCCAUCGCGAUCGGAGCGUAAGGAGUCUGGGUCCUCGUCUAAAACUCGGGAUGAAAAACCAGAGCGCAUCAAGGAGGCGCCGGCCAAGGCACGGGUAGCCAGUGUACUAGCGAGUACGCCACCCUUGUCGCGAUCGGCUUCGACCCGUGAGAAGAAGAGCUCCAGCCGUUCAUCGCGCCGCAGUGCCGAAGUGAACCACGGGCUCGUGUCGCCGCCCCCUGAGGAAGCGCCAGAAACGAACGACAAGGCUGCCAGGAUAUUGGGUAUCAAGUCUUCGGGGAGUCGGCGCAACAAGACGCGAUCGGCACCGCCAGAGGACGAUGACAUUGUCAUGGUUGGGGCAUUGGACGCCGGUCCGGAAAAGCCAUCGCGUCGCAGAUCCAAGGUAGAUACCGAGAGAAUACAACGUCGAAAAAGGAAACAGGGACAAUCCACUGACUCAGCGCAGCGUGAACAGGCCCCCGAGGAUGAAGACAUGGCCAUGGUCGACAAUCCUGAAGCCGCAACGCCACUGAAGCGAUCAAACUCGAGCGCCAAGAAAGGUCUUGCAGGUUUGUUUGGAGGCAUCCUCUCCACACCGCGGUCCGAAGCUCGCCCCGAUGGUCGACCGGAGCUCCGUCGCCGGGGCACGUACAUGACAACCGAUGAUGAGGGGAUGCACGGUGGACCUUCUGGGGCUGCCACGGAGACAGAAGAGGCAAGACGGGCGGCUCGGCGUGCUCGGCGCGCAGAGCGAGGAGUUGACCCACGCCAUGCUGAGGAAGCGAGAGCCGAGAAAGACGAAGCCCGUCGGGAGCGUAGACGAAAGCACGAGGGCGAAAAUGCGGAAGCGAGGCGGCAAGAGGAGAGAGAGGCAAGGCGCGCGGAGCGUAGGGCGCAGCGGGCAAGGGAGGAGGCGGAUCGGGCGGCCGCCGAGGAGCAGCAGCAGAAAGACGCGGAAAGGGCCGAGAGGCGACGAAUGCGGAGAGAGCGCGAACGCCAAGCGGCGGCUGCUGCAUCUGCACCGGAGGACGGGCAUCCCGAGCCUCGACCUGAGCGGCGCCGCCGUGGGCAUGAGAGUGAACGGGAAGAUGACGAGGAGCGGCGGCGUCGCAGAGAGGCGCGGCGGGCGGCUAGGGAGGCCGAGGCCGCCGCGGGUGGAAAGUCAAGCGGUCGACGGCAUCGUGGCGAGAAUCCGUACCCACGCGAAGCGGACCGUCGCAAGGACGGGUGGCCGCACUCGGGAACGUCGUCGUGGGUCAAGGACCACUCUGACGCACCACCACCGCCCGAGGGCGAGGAUGAAGACGCACGGCGAGAGGCGCGGCGGGCAGCCCGUCGACGAAGCAAGUACGGCGGCAGCGGGGGUGGUGACGAUAUCGACGGCGCGGCGGCCGAGGACGAUCAUCGCAGGCGUCGUCGGCACCGGGACGAGGCGCGACGGGCGCCAACGGCUGGUGGAUCGGACGGGAGCGACGAGCGCAGGCAGAGUCGACGGAACUCGGUGUUUGGGGACUCUGCCCCGGCGGCAAGGAGCAGCUGGUGGAAGAAGCUAACUGGGUCUUAG